CCGCUACACUACCUUUCUCUCCUUCUCCGCCAACCCUCACCCCUUUUCUGCCCUCUUGUCUGCGUGUUUAGAUGCUGAGCUCCGUGCUGUUUGCCGCCGUGGGCGUGUUGGGGGCAGGUUACUCCGUCGUCGUGUCUUCUGUGGCCCUCAACCAAGGACCCAAGUGUGUGAACGGCACACAGCUGACCUACCCUUUCUCAGACGGUGAUUACCUUGCCGACCAUACUCUCUGGGAGAAGUGUCUGGAGCCGGCCGGUGUGGUGUCUUGGCACAUCUCUCUGUUCGCCGUGCUUCUGACUAUGGGCCUCAUCCAGGUGGCGCUGUGCGCUUUCCAGGUGGUGAACGGCCUGCUGGGAGCCAUCUGCGGAGACUGCUGCGGCUGCAACGGAGGGAGCGACGGGACCGUCUGAGCAGCCCCCCCCCCCCCCCGCCGCUGGGAACCUCGAGGCACCACGGCGCCCACCUGUGCUGGCUGCGGUCGAAAGGCUUAGCGGUAUCAACCUGCCGUUGACUCCUUGUUCUGUUACUGUCCGACUACACUACCAUUAGAGAUGUGACAGCUGUAAUUUAAAGGGUAACCUACUUGUUCUGUGCCAGUCUCCUCACACGACUCUGUCCGCUUUGUUGUUGUUUUUUUGUGUAGAAUUAUCGUGUCGUCCUCUUGCCAGACAACACUCAGUAGAAGCUCCAGUUUGUGAAGGCUUUGUCUCUGUCCUGCCACGCACACCCACGAUUUGACCUUUGUGACGUUUAUUGGCAGCUGUCAGUGUGUACUCGUUAAUGCCACCUGGGGGUACAUGGCUUUGUUCCGCAAUCUUACAUCACACCUCUUCACAUGAUGCGAGCUCUUCUCCGGCGACCUCUCUCUAAUAGGCGGGUUUCCGUGCGACGUCAUCACAGAGAUGCGUGCGCAGCUAGGGGGCAGAAAGCAGCGGCAGCGCAGAGAUUUGAACCAGGACAGAGCUCACAUGCAGCAGAGGUGACGCGCAGUUGUCGCGCAAUAAACUACGCAAACCCGCCAAAAGGACGGGGUGGGAAACGGCCAACGUUUUCAUCGUUGAGCCGCCAAAGCAGUUUUGCCCCCCUGGCUGCGCACGCACCCGGUAAUGUUCCUAAACAGGAAACCCGCCUAUGUGCGCUUUGGACGUGUCCAAGAAGCGCCUUCAGCCUGGCUCCUACUAAAGACUGCCCCCUGGUGGACACCUGACCGCACUGCGUUUCUUCAGUUUGAAUCUGGGGAGGAGAAGGGCGCGCGCCGGGAGAGUGCUGCACCUCCCUGCACACACACACACUUAUAUCUCACAUCCAGCGGUGUGUCUCGGCUCCUUUCUAGCAUUUAGCAUGGAGUGCUGAAACAACGUGUUUAUUUCCCAUGUCUGUUGCUCUGCUAACGCCUCUGUUUUUAUCCCCCCCCCCUUAUUUCCACGUAAACCUGGGCCGCAACUUCCAGAUGUUUUGUUCUCUGUAUAAACAUGAAUCCCUGCAUCGCAAAGUCACCCGAUGUUUAGUUUAUGAUAGCCUGACCUGCUCCUCAAUUAUUAUUUUUUUUAAACAAUUGUAUUUUUCUCUUGUUUAUAUUUUGAGUACAAUAUAAUACCUAUUUCCAGUUUAAAUCUCUGGUUUUCUUUACAGCAAAUUCUCAUAAAGUUUCAUAAAGAAUC
Lampris incognitus (smalleye Pacific opah) is the source of this 1661-nucleotide messenger RNA. It is a transcript of the gene tm4sf4, whose product is annotated as transmembrane 4 L six family member 4. The record is from RefSeq and is a predicted model, not a curated record. Bases 72 to 410 code for a protein of 112 amino acids. Gene Ontology annotation, cellular component: membrane. NCBI's taxonomy places the organism in Eukaryota, Metazoa, Chordata, Actinopteri, Lampriformes, Lampridae. The transcript is spliced from 3 exons.